UAGCAUUGACGAUUUUGUCAACUGUUACGCGCACGGUAUACGGUAUCUCCCCUUAGCCAGCGCAGCGCAGGCCCGCAAGCUGUCUCCUUAGGGCGCGUUGCCUCGAAUUUUCAGUGUCCCAUGCCUCGGAUUUUCGGAGAAUCUACUCAACCGUUCUGAAUCCCCCCUCUGUUUCCCGCUCAAAACCUGCCAAGGACUUUAAAUUUUCGACCCAUUUCGCUCUUUCAAGUCACUCCGCAAACUUUACCCAGCCUCCAAACCUCCGACCGUUACUGACGGUAGUACCAACUCGUCACGGUCCGUUAGCUAUUAGCUUCUAGCUACUAGCCGCUUCUCCCUCCCUCCCACCGUGCCUUAUGCCGUCGACGGCCGCACUUCACGCACCCGCCGCCUCUCACAGCCUCGCUCCUCCUGCUAGCAUGCAGACGGUGUUUGAGGACGAGGAUAACUGGCUCCUGUCGUACCUCGCGUCAACGUCCGUCGGGAAAGAUCCGCGCCUUAACGCCGCCACCGUUAAGACCGCUUCCGCUUCCGCACCGGCUUCUGCACCGGCUUCCGCACCCGCUUCCGCUUCUGCACCCGCUGCCCCCGCCGAUACCCCUGCUGUCGCUGUUGAUGCCAUUAAGCAGCUAAGUGCGCCCGCUGAUGUCGCGGUACUGAGCGGAAAUUCUCACCCCCCCGCAGCUACCGCUAGCAAUGGUGCGACGGUCGAGCAACCAGACGCGUCCGCCGGCGACACUUCAACCAUAGCCGCACCUGCUGCCGCUACCGACGCACCUGCUGCCGCUACCGACGCACCUGCUGCCGAUGCGAGCUCGCCAUUGGUGACUCUUGCCCAGCAGCAGCAGCAGACUCUACCAUUAAGCGUUAAGCUUCCCCCCACCCAAAGCUCCGCACCCCGAUUCCGCUCGCUCGCACCCGCCGCCGCCGCGGAAACCCAUGCGCACGGGGGAACGAGUGCUUCCGCGCACGCUGAUGCCGCCACAGCGGCAGCGGCAGCGGAGGCCGCCUCCGCCAUCGCCGCCAUCGCCGCCGCCGCCGUCUGUGGCGGCAGCGUUGAGACGAUGAAGUCGCCCCCGGAGAGCUUCAACGAUUGGGUGGCGGGGGGAGGGCGCAAGUAUCGCCGACACUCCGCUGCGGCUUAUUCCCCGUCCGCUGCCCCUGGCGCAGGUUUCAGCGCUGGUGCGGGCGCGGGCGCGGGUGGCGUGCCAGCGUUUCAAGGCGACCUGCUGGGGCAGGGUGUAGUCGCCGUCGCUCCGUCAGCCGCUGCAGCAGUGGGCGGAAGAUUCCCGGCGGCGGCGGCGGCGUCCGCGGGGAGGCGGAGACGGUCGAGCGUGGGGCGCGUGUCGAUGAGCGGACGGCGACAGUCCAUGGACUACUCCGAGCUGGACGCCAUCAGAGAGAGACUCCUCCACGCGGCUCAUCUGUGGGCGGUGGCCAAGCCUGAUGGGGUAUCGGAGGGCACUGAGAGCGAUGAGGAGGAGGACGAGGACGCAGCAGAGAGGAUUGCAACCGUCGAGAUCGACCCUCCCGUCGCUCGAUCUGGACUGCCCGCUGCUGCUGUCGACAAGCUCUCAUGUUCCACAAAGGCUGGUGAAGUGCUGAAGACUGAGGCAGAUAAGGCGCGUGGAGAGAAGGGGGGAGGGGAUGGUGCGAGCAGAGGUGCAGAGGUGGCGGGUGCAAGUGGGUCUCCUGAAAGUGCUGCCAGAAGCGGGCUUGAAUCUCGGCGCAGGGCAGGGGGGAGUGUUGAGAGGAUAGGAGUCAGUUUUAGUGAGGAUGGGAUGGGUGGGAGUGGGAGUGGAAAUGGAAACGGCAAGUGGUCGUCUAGCCAGGCUGCGUUAGCAGAGGCCAGUCGGGACCCUUCCAAAUCGCCGUCAUCGUUCAUAAAAAAAUGGAUCAAGGGGCCCAGUGGGCUGGGGAAAUGAGGGGGCAAGAGAGUAGAGGGGGGGUAUAGAGUCAAGGGAAGGAGGAAGCUGGUGUGGAGGAAAUUUAGGGUGGGAUGUGGGAGGAGAACUUGCAUGGGGUAUGGUAAGAUACUCUAGUCACCUUCAAUUGUUAGUGUUUGGGGAUGUGUCCUCUCCUCUGUCACAUAACUGUAGCUGGGUUGCUAUUUUUGCUUGUGAGUUCUCAAGUUAUUGGAAAAGGCGUUGGCCAAAUUCUUCUUCCUGUCCG
Molecule: messenger RNA, 2172 nt
Organism: Closterium sp. NIES-67
Lineage: Eukaryota; Viridiplantae; Streptophyta; Zygnematophyceae; Desmidiales; Closteriaceae
Source: the annotation of a GenBank genome assembly